This is a messenger RNA of Oryzias melastigma (Indian medaka), 1572 nucleotides long. It is a transcript of the gene surf6, whose product is annotated as surfeit 6. Gene Ontology annotation, molecular function: DNA binding; RNA binding. NCBI's taxonomy places the organism in Eukaryota, Metazoa, Chordata, Actinopteri, Beloniformes, Adrianichthyidae. The coding region runs from base 24 to 1349 and encodes 441 amino acids. Gene Ontology annotation, cellular component: nucleolus. The transcript has 4 exons. The record is from RefSeq and is a predicted model, not a curated record. Gene Ontology annotation, biological process: ribosomal large subunit biogenesis; ribosomal small subunit biogenesis.
GAGACCUGCUCGAAAAGGCAAUUAUGGAUUUUAGAGAAGCCAUCCUUGAUCAGAAUUAUGAAUAUAAUCAAAGAAAAACUAGGUUUGAAGAUCAACUAUGUAACAGCGACAUUGACAUGUUUGUGCCCGGAGUUUUUCGGGUGUUACUACUUCCGGUUUGUGACGUCGUCCAUCCCACUUGUCGAAGGUUCCCACGUGCGCACAGAAAUGUGUUUGUGACUUUUAAAUUUCCAUAUUUUCCCACUCCGGCCUCUGUUUUAAACAAUUUAAAUUUGUUUUUGAACAUGAACCUCGCUGCGAAGGACGCCUACAUUCAGAAAUUUGCAAGUAAAGUCUUUUCUCAGCACCAGGAAUCUAAAGAGAGACCGUUUGUUUAUUACAAAGGUAAAAACAACUCUGAUCCUCAAAAGAAGAAGAAGAAUAAAAAGAAAAAUAUUCAAGACAAGAAUGCUGAUAAAAAGACUCCAAACCACCAACAGAAAUCUUCUCCAUCCACCCAAAAAGGAGCCGCUCCAGCAGAAAAGAAUAAACCCAAACACAUCACAAGCACUAAUGGAGCAAUAACACACAAGACUGAAGAGAAAUCAAAUGCCAGCUUCACCUCAGUGGAUCUGUUACGAAAGAGGCUACAUGAGAAGAUUGAAGAGUCCAGAGGCCAGGGAGCUCCUCAGGAUGCAUUAUCAGAAGCCGUCCAAGCAAAGCGUGCAAAGCGAAAGCUGGAGCGAGAACGCAAGAAGAGGAAGAGGAAGGAAUUUCAGAUGAAGAAACUAGCUGAAAAAAGUGACCAAGAGCCGGCAGUCGAGGUGAAAAAGGAGGAACAGCAAGCGCCGGUCCCCAAAAAAAGAGAGGAGGCUGCAAUUGUCUUUAACACAGUGAAAAUAGUAGAGGAGGCGUAUGUUGAUAAAAUUCAGAAAAAGAAAGAAAAGAAACAAAAGGUGAAGGGCAAGUUAACGCCGCUCACAGGAAAGAACUACAAGCAGCUGCUGAGCCGCGUGGAAGCUCGCAAAGCGAAGCUCGAGCAGCUGAAGGAAAAAGACGAGGCGAAGGCUCUCGACUUCGAGAAGAAGAUGAAAUGGACCAACGUGCUUUACAAAGCAGAGGGCCUCAAAAUCAAAGACGACGAGGACAUGCUGCGCACCUCUCUGAUGAAGAAGGAGAAGAAACGCGCGCAAAAGAAAAAGAAGUGGGAUCAGCGCUGUGAAAGCGUCGUGGAAAAGAUGCAGCACAGGCAGGACAAGAGGAAAAAGAACAUCCAGAAACGCAAUAAAGUCAAGAUAGAAAAGAAGAAAAACAGAGCACGAAAGAAGGGAAGAGUGCUCCCAGAAGAUCUUAAAAAAGCAGCAGUUUAGAAGAAAGAACUCUCAGCACACCUAAAUAAACGAAAUUAGUGCGGAAGUGGGAUAAUUUUAUGAUUAAAAGUUGAGUUUAUCCCCAUAAAUGUAACCUCUUUAAUGUGCAGGAUAUUUGCCCUGAUAAUAAAAUCUCAUAUUUCUUUUAUUAUAAACUGUUGUAGCUUUCUGUUUCACUUGUCAUUUGUCUGAAAUUAAAAAUAGAAGAGAAUCUAUUCUCUCA